Molecule: messenger RNA, 916 nt
Organism: Camellia sinensis
Lineage: Eukaryota; Viridiplantae; Streptophyta; Magnoliopsida; Ericales; Theaceae
Gene: EDA3
Product: DnaJ/Hsp40 cysteine-rich domain superfamily protein
Biological process (GO): photosystem I assembly
Cellular component (GO): chloroplast
Molecular function (GO): protein-disulfide reductase [NAD(P)H] activity
Source: RefSeq, a predicted model, not a curated record
GCUUGACGCGUCGCAAUUAUAACGGUUCCCUAAUCUGAUAGGUAUAUCUUCUUCGUUUCUCAAGAGAGAGAGAGAGAGAGAGAGAGAGAUGGCGUUUCAUCUCUCAUCCACUGCAGUGGCCUCCUCAGCUUUCCUAGUCUGCUCUCUGUACUCCCCAAAGCACUCACACUUGAAGUCAGUUGGGUUUCAUGUAAAAUCCGGGUUGGAAAAUGAGAUCAACGUUUCAGACCCUUCAUCAGAACCAAUCAACAUGAAGGGAUCUCAGACACAAACUUCGCGACGGAAUUGUUUGAAGUGUUUAUGUUCAGCUAUAGCUUUGAUAAACAUUAGCAGUUCUGUUUCUGGACCAAAGGCGGCAAUUGCCCUGGAUGGAAAAGAAAGACCCGUCUGUCGGAACUGUAGUGGUAGUGGUGCUAUAAUAUGUGACAUGUGUGGUGGUACAGGAAAAUGGAAGGCUCUCAACAGAAAACGGGCCAAAGAUGUUUAUGAGUUCACUGAAUGUCCAAAUUGUUACGGUCGAGGGAAACUUGUGUGUCCUGUUUGUUUAGGUACUGGUUUGCCAAACAACAAAGGUCUUCUUAGGAGGCCCGAUGCACGACAAUUGCUUGAUAAGAUGUAUAAUGGUCGGCUUUUACCAAACUCUUAGUGGCCUCACUUUUAGAGUAUACAACCUCAACAAGAUGGAACAAGAAGCUGCAGCAAUUGUAAAUAUGGUAAAUUUAUACCAUGCACAACACACGUGGAGAUCCAAGCGAGUGUCCUAAAUGUAUUUUUCUGUAGUAUGAUUGUUUAGGCUCUCUCUCUCUCUCUCUCUGUAAUUGUGGGUUGGUGAAUUGCCUCUAUUUGAUUUACACAACAGUCACCUGUUAAGGUUUAUGCAAUACAUAGAUACUGGCCUACUACGUCUUCUGCUCAA